Molecule: messenger RNA, 2043 nt
Organism: Lathyrus oleraceus (garden pea)
Lineage: Eukaryota; Viridiplantae; Streptophyta; Magnoliopsida; Fabales; Fabaceae
Product: 2-methylpropanoate--CoA ligase CCL4
Exons: 1
Coding region: 129-1808 (559 amino acids)
Source: RefSeq, a predicted model, not a curated record
UAUCCCAAACACGUCAAGAUAAUCUAUUUUAUUCCAACACUUUCCUCUAAUCAUCAUUCGUUCAUUUACAUUUACAACCCUUCGUCUUCCUUUCCCAUUCUAUAGCAACAAAAAAAAAAGCAAAGUCAAUGGAAAAACUAAAACCUAACCCCGCAAACACCUCCCCUCUCACACCACUCACCUUUCUAGAACGAGCAUCAACAAUCUACAACGAUGUUCCUUCAAUCAUCUACAACGACACCGUUUUCACAUGGUCCCAAACCCACCGUCGAUGUCUCCAACUCGCUUCCGCAAUCACCUCCCUCGGAAUCCGCCGCGGAAACGUUGUCUCAGUCAUCGCUCCCAACAUCCCCGCCAUGUAUGAACUCCACUUCGCCGUCCCCUUCGCCGGCGCAAUCCUUAACAACAUCAACACGCGCCUCGACGCGCGUAUAAUCUCCAAUAUCCUCAUCCACUCCGAGUCUAAACUAGUUUUCGUCGACUACGCUUCACGCGAUCUCGUACUCGAAGCUUUGUUAUUGUUCCCUUCGUCACAACAACGUCCUCUUCUAAUCCUCAUCAAAGACGAUGAAGAAACAGAACCAGAACCUGUUUCUGUUUCUAUUUCUUCAUCAUCCACCGUUGGUUUCUUCUCCACUUACAAUGACCUAAUAACGAACGGUGAUCCAGAUUUUAACUGGCUUCAUCCUAUUUCCGAGUGGGACCCGAUGAUUCUCAACUACACUUCCGGAACGACGUCGUCUCCCAAAGGUGUAGUUCAUUCCCACAGAGGAGCUUUCAUCGUGACCCUCGAUUCUUUAAUCGAAUGGUCAGUUCCUAAACAACCGGUUUACCUCUGGACGCUACCGAUGUUCCACGCUAACGGGUGGAGCUUCCCGUGGGGGAUCGCGGCCGUUGGUGGAACUAACAUCUGCGUGAGAAAAUUCGAUACUGAAAUUGUUUACUCUCUGAUCAAAAAGCAUCACGUGACUCACAUGUGCGGUGCUCCGGUUAUUCUCAACAUGCUAACUAACUUGCCGGAUAUCAAACCGUUGGAGAAACCAGUUCAUAUUCUCACAGCCGGAGCACCGCCGCCAGCUGCGAUUCUUUUUCGUACGGAGUCGUUAGGUUUUACGGUGAGUCACGGGUAUGGAUUAACUGAAACCGGCGGGUUGGUGGUUUGUUGCACGUGGAAGAAGAAAUGGAAUUUGUUACCUGCGACGGAGAGAGCACGGUUGAAGUCACGGCAAGGAGUGAGGACGAUUGGGAUGACUAGCGUUGAUGUGGUGAGUCCCACCGGUGAAAGUGUGAAACGCGACGGAGCGACUUUGGGGGAGGUUGUUAUGAGAGGUGGUUGUGUUAUGUUAGGCUAUUUGAAGGAUCCUGAAGGAACCGCGAGUUCUAUGAAGAAUGGUUGGUUUUACACCGGUGAUGUUGGAGUGAUGCAUGAGGAUGGAUAUUUGGAGAUUAAAGAUAGGUCAAAGGAUGUGAUUAUCAGUGGCGGUGAGAAUCUGAGUAGUGUGGAGGUUGAGUCGGUGUUGUAUGGACAUCCGGCGGUGAAUGAAGCGGCGGUUGUGGCGAGAGCUGAUGAAUUUUGGGGGGAAACGCCGUGUGCGUUUGUGAGUUUGAAAGAUGGGUUGAAAGAAAGGGAAAUUCCGACGGAGAAAGAUAUAGUUGAGUAUUGUAGAAAGAAUUUGCCGCAUUAUAUGGUUCCGAAAACGGUGGUGUUCAAGGAGGAGCUUCCUAAAACCUCUACGGGGAAGGUUCAGAAGUUUGUGCUUAGACAGAUUGCAAAGGAUAUGGGGCCACUUAAAAAAAGUCGUUUGUGAAAGAUAAGAAUAAUGUUGUACCGUGGGUCCAGAAGAGGUAAAGUGAUUGAAAAUGGAAUCAUUUUUAAUAAUAAUGAGAGAGAUUAUUUCUAUGUGACAAAUACUAAUAAAUUGAGAAUAAUGUGUCGUCGAAUCUUUCACGGUUCUUCUUAUUCACGGAUUCUAAGGACUCUUAAUAUGAAAAUACAACUUUGGUCUAUAUAUUAUUUAUCUAAAGAUUUCUCUAUUCUAAAAA